UUCCGAUUAAAAUAAAUUGUGAGUCGGGUCUGGUCUAAAUCUAACUCGUACAUAUCGAUUCUCGUAUCGUGACCGCGACGACAUCUCGGCAUUCUCGGCGUCCGCCAGUUUAUUGUGUUCAUCAUGGCUUCGACGGAAUCUCUGGUAUGUGACAUCCUCGAUUUGAGCGGCCAGGGCCUCAAGAAGCUCAGCCGCUGUCCCUCGGACGCUGACAUUAGCACGCUGAUCAUAGACGACAAUGAUCUGCAGCGGCUCGAUAAUCUCGAUUCUUACCACAGAAUUACGAAGCUUUCGAUAAUCAGAAAUCAAUUACUACGGAUGUAUGGUGUAUCAAAGUUACAUAAUCUCGUUACCCUCAAUUUAGCAAACAAUGGUAUUCUGACAAUAGAAGGUAUCAAGGACAUGACUAAUUUGCAAACUCUCUGUUUAGCGGGUAAUAAUAUCAAGUCUAUUGAACAUCUGCAUACAAAUAUCAAAUUGGAACACCUGGAUUUGUCUGAAAAUAGUAUUAGCCAUAUUUCAGACAUAUCUUAUCUGCGAAAUUUGAAGGAACUUUUUUUGCAUAAUAAUCGCAUAAUAACACUACGCCAGUGUGAGCGCUACUUGCCUACAUCCCUGGAAACAUUCACGCUGGCAAAUAACAAUAUUACUGAUUUAAAUGAAAUGUCGCACUUGGCUAAUUUAAAAAACCUGGUCAACUUCUCAAUUGCUAACAAUCCGUGUGUCAGUAUGACAGGUAACAGUAUUGGGUUUGAUUAUCGGCCUUUUGUUAUUAAUUGGUGUAUGAGCUUGAAAUCAAUCGACGGUUAUGCGGUCGAUCCUAUUGAAAGCUUGAAAGCAGAGUGGCUGUAUUCUCAAGGACGGGGUAGACAAUUCCGUGUUGGUGAACACGCCUUACUUGCUCAAUAUCUUGCAUCUGUCUGUCCGCUCUCGGGCGAGUCCUUAGAAAACGAGACAGACAGAAAACUUAGACUUAUACUGAGCAAAGCUCAACAUCAUCAACAGCAAUUGAAUCAGCAGAGCGAUACCGGAAGCGUGCACAGCUUGAGUAGCGUGGCAAUGAGUUCUUCCCCAGCCGCUAGACGUAGACUUAGCCAUAACAGGACAAAUUCUCCCAGACGACCUACUUCUUCGAGGAAUUUGAAGAUGAAAUCGCCAGACCGAAUGGUUUCGAGUUGUCAUACCGACGCUAUGGUGUCUUCGUGUCAUGGUUUAUUAAGCGGCGAUCAUGAUACAAAUCUGAUGACCCAAAGUUUAGAUCCUAAUAUGCUCUCCGGCACACUGAGCAACAAAAUAUCAAACAACAGUUUUCAGGAUAUGGAAGAGACAUCGAGUCCUUUGCAAGCAGCUACGAAAUUAGUGCCGGUACCAGAGUCUCUGAUGAGUCCAGAUUUUCGUCCGCCGUCUGGUCUUUCGCGAAUUUUACCGAAGACUCCGACGCCAAGUAAAUUAAACUCUCCCUGUCAAAUCACAAUACCCGGUAAACCAUCCAUGGACGGCGACGGAAAGGCAAUUCCUAUCAUAAACACCGUAAAUCCAAUGGCAAAAAUGAAUCUAAGCGUUAUAAAGGCGAACGCUCUCGUGAAAAGUAGUUCCGCGACAAAUUGCAGCAUCGACAAAUUGAGGCCGAAUAUAGCUAAACCGGUCGUAACAUAUGCUAAUAGCAAGUGUCCGCACAGCGUAAAAAUUAAUAAUUACGUUCAAAGCAAGACCUUGCCAGCGAAGAAGAAUACAAGGAGUCCUAAUUUAGCCAGGAAUAUACAGCGACCAAAAAGCGCGAACGAGAGACUUAAAAGCAACUUGAACAAGGAUGAAAAAGAUGGCGAUACUGGAAUUCAGAGUAGCGACGAGGAUAGCGAAGUAUGUCAAGCGAAAUUGGAUAGCAUUCGGCAUAGGGCUAUUCAAAGAAGACAAGAAGACAGUAAUAAAGAUCAAGAUCAAACUGAGAAAGCUGCUAUUUGUAUUCAAAGAAUGUGGCGAGGCUAUCAUACCAGGAACCUUAAUAGAAAAGCCACUAGUAUAUUAAAAACAAUCGACAUGAUAAGAACGAAUAAAUACAUUCAGAAAUUGUCGACAGAUAUGGAAGCCACGAGAACUGCUCUCGAGAGCGAGCAUAAAUUACAAUUAUUGCAGAUGCAAGCGAUUAAUGCGUUAUGGAAAAAAGUGGUUAGCCUGCAACCGGGUGGCAAUCGAGAAAAUACCUUUAGUGAUAUGGAUAAUACUCUGCAACCAAACGCAGAUGUAGUUAAUAAUCUUGCGCAAACGUGUAAUCUGCUUCAUACUCAGGUUCAACAAUUGCAGGAUUCGAUGACAGAAAUAAAACGUUGCAUGUCUAGCAUGAAGCCAAAACCCGCCCUUGUCGAUAAUGGUGUCGCUACUCAAACGGAAAUAUCCGCUGUACAUACACCGGCAGGCGAGGAAAACACGUUUCCCUAUGGACGUCCUAAUAGACCACAAAGUUUGCCGAUACAUCAGACGAUACACGAGGGAAACGAGAACAAAAGUUUCGCAUCUAAUCUAGUAGACAGUGUGCUGAAGAAAGUAUCACAGUCUACGGACACAACGGACGACGAAGUCAAUACAGAUAUUUUGAAUUCAAACGAAAAUCCCGAGGUGUUAAAUUUGAAUGAGAAUCCCGAGAUGUUCAAGAGUUGUGAAGAGAUAAUAGAAUCUGAUCUUAAGGAGGCGGUUGAGAAUGAGGCGGAUGAUUAUGAAAAUAUAAUCGAGAAUGCAGCAAUAGACGGAGAGGUAUGCGAGGAAGCAUUAUGUAAAGAAUUGCAUAAUUUGAUCGAAACAGAAAAUGGCGCAGAAGCUUAUGGGAAUUGCGAGAAUAACGCGGUUAAUGGGGAUGACAAAGAAGUCUGCUAAAUGAACGAAUUGACUUCGUUGAAUAAAAUUUUCCGCACCAUAUGCCUUGUGAGUAACGCAGUCACGAUAAGACGGUAUGUGCGAAGUGAGAGAAAGUCUACAAAAUGUCUACAAAAUGCUCACUGUAAAUAACAAAAAAGUAAUUUUACUCGUAAUUGAUAUUAUAAAACGCGGGAUUUAAUUUUAGUGCAAACGGUUUUAUUGUACGAAGAAGAAUAAUGUUCCAAUUUCAUAAUAACAAGCUGCCAUUCUAACAGAAUAAAAUAUCCAUAUAGUUUUAAGAAAGCAGAUUGAUGAACAGUAUACAUGAUAGCAGCGAAAUUAUGUCAAUGAUUACAAAAGAUCUGUCAGCUUGUGCAAUUUUUAUUUAGAUUAUAAAGUGUAUUUCAUGAAACAGUCACGUUAUUUGUGCAUUAUCAUAAGGAAUUUCAGAAAUUUUCCGUCCGAUUAUUGACGGUAGCACGUACAUUUACAUAAAACGUAACAUAUUUUACCAAACUGGCCAUUGAAGAACCAUUCCUAAAGCAUUCCGUUCAUUUUACCUAUUACACUUUUACCUGAAUAGAAAUUAAGCUCAAUAAAAUUUCACAUUGUCCCAGGAAAUCAUAUUUAAUAUUUUGCAAAAAAUUAAUUUUUUCUUUAAAACAUUUGCACAAAAUGUGUUUAUCUACAGUUUAUUUCAUUUAGUUUCUCAUAUAAUUAUAUUACAUGAGAUAUAGUUAUAUUUAUUUAUUUAUUUAUUCGUCCGUAUAUGCAAACAAGCAUUAAAUAUAGUAAAUAUAUCAAAGUAUUGAGAAAGAAUAGCGGAAAUAUGAUUGAAUCUAGUCAAUAUAGAAUAGCUUUUACAUUUAGAUAUUGUAGAUAUUUAUUCCAGAAUUGUUAUAUAGAUAUUACUCAAUGUUAUGGAAAUAAACAUCGCAAACUAUUAAUUUCAACCUAUUACAUCGUUAAAUAGUACUAUUUAUGUCAUACGAAAGAGAUGUAAUCACAAUUCUGUAAUUAUUAGUUCCACGAUUAUCGAUUAUUUAUGUGUGACAAAUAAUCUGAUUAAACAAUUUAAUAUUCUGCAAAUUCUCUUGUCUACACGCGAGCUUAAUAAAUUAAUAUAAUACAGCUACA
Molecule: messenger RNA, 3987 nt
Organism: Pogonomyrmex barbatus (red harvester ant)
Lineage: Eukaryota; Metazoa; Arthropoda; Insecta; Hymenoptera; Formicidae
Gene: Cep97
Product: centrosomal protein 97kDa
Biological process (GO): mRNA splicing, via spliceosome
Cellular component (GO): U2 snRNP
Molecular function (GO): U2 snRNA binding; protein binding
Source: RefSeq, a predicted model, not a curated record